Molecule: messenger RNA, 630 nt
Organism: Menidia menidia (Atlantic silverside)
Lineage: Eukaryota; Metazoa; Chordata; Actinopteri; Atheriniformes; Atherinopsidae
Source: the annotation of a GenBank genome assembly
AUGGUGUGUUUACUGUCUUUGUUCCUCUGUCUGAGUCUGCUGGCCUUCGGCUCGGUGUCAGCGGAUACAGGACUGAGAAUCAGAGCUGAAGCUGGACAGGACUCAGUCAUUCUGCCAUGUGCAACUCGAAAGGAGAAAAACAUCACAGCUGUGGAGUGGAGCAGAAAUGAUCUGGAUCCAGAUUAUGUUCUUUUGUUCAGAAAUGGUCGCUUAGAGUCAGAAGGCCAGCAUCCAUCCUUCAUGAACCGGGUGGAUCUGCAGGACAGACAGAUGAAGGAUGGAGACCCGUCUGUGAUUCUGAAGAACGUGACGAUAAAUGAUGCAGGAACAUAUGAGUGUAGAGUCACUCAGGGAGGAGGAGGCCAGAGGAGGUACACCUUCAAAACCAUCAUCCAUCUUGUGGUUUCUCCUCCAGGGACCCAGGAGGGAGGAGGCAAGGGGAGAAGAGGCAAGGAGGGAGGAGCCGAGGAGGGAGGAUCUUUGGGUCUGAUCGUUGGCCUUACAGUACUUUCUGUGCUCUGUGUAUUAGUUGUUGGUGUUGCUGCUUGGAUCUGUUACAGAAAACGUGCCUGUUUACAGAGGAACUCGCAGCAUCUUCCGGUGGACCAAACGGAACCAAAGCCGGUCUGA